Messenger RNA from Xiphias gladius (swordfish), 1026 nucleotides. It is a transcript of the gene fam81b, whose product is annotated as family with sequence similarity 81 member B. The record is from RefSeq and is a predicted model, not a curated record. Bases 1 to 1026 code for a protein of 341 amino acids. The transcript is spliced from 8 exons. NCBI's taxonomy places the organism in Eukaryota, Metazoa, Chordata, Actinopteri, Istiophoriformes, Xiphiidae.
AUGAAGGGUCGUCUGAGCAGUCAGGAGAGGACACUGGCUGUGCUGCUGGAACAGGCUUUCAGGAUCAAAGAGGAGGUGGCAUUAGGCCUGCAGUCCACCAAAGGCGCCGUCCAGUUCGAGGCACAUUCUCGCAAGCUGCUGGAGAGUCACAUACUGACCAUAACACACAUUGUGAAGCAGCUUAGCAUGGACAUACAGGCUCUAGAGAGACAGAUCACCCAGCGGGACUCUGUUGCCUCUGGAACCACACUAGCUGUUCAAAGCUUAGACCAGAAAAACAUGGCUGGCAUUGGAGACCUGAGAAGAAGAGUAGUCAGGUGUGAUUCCAGCAUUGCCAAGCUGAGCGCUGCUGUGAGCUACGGGGAGCGGAAGAUGAUUAGACUGCAGCAGGAGGUGGCAGAGCUCAGGUCAGCUGUGGGUGUAAGGCUCAAAGAGAUGGAAGUCAAGCUUCAUCGUGACCUUGGAAGACUGGAGGGCUCACUGACAGAGGAUUCCCCAAACCAAAGAAGCUCCAUGUCUGAUCUGGAUAGAAAAGUUAAACUACUAGAAAACAUGAUUUCAGGUGGGCUAAAGGAAGCCAAGGAGCAGACAGAAUUGCUGAGAAAUUGGACAGAACAACAGCUCAAUCGCACUAUCCAGACACAUGCACAGAGCGGCCAGCACCUCUGCUCACAACUACAUGACAAAAUGACAGAGGUAGAGUCUAGAUUAGCUGGACGGCUGCAGGGUCUGGAGGCCUGUGUGGAGCAGUUGGAGACCCAGCGGGACCAGGCUGACCGAAGUCAGACAUAUCAGCUGAAACGCUCUGAAACCAAACUCAGUAAAAGAAUGACCUCAGUGGAGAACGGCUUUCAUCAGAAGCUGCAGCUGCUCAAACAGGAAUACCACAAAGGGUUCCUGUCUGUGCAUGGUGCCAUUGAGUCCCUGAGGCAGAUAGGUGACAUCAAGUCCCGUCUUGACAACGAGAAGCUGCAGAGGGACAUCAGGCACAUCUGCAGAAAGGUGGCAGAGCUCAGUGACUUGUGA